AUGGAUUCUAGCAGCCGCAAAGCUGCAGCGGCGAUGGCCACGGCGCGGAGGCAUACCGCGGACCGACUACUCGGCAGCGUGCACGGACGCGCGGCCGGCACCGACCUCCCGGACCUUGCCGAAGAUGAGGUAUUCUGGCCCGCAGGCGACUCCUCCUGGUGGCGCCAGCCCGACCCGGACCGCUUCCGCCGCGAGGGCGAGGUAGACCGGUGCGGUCCACAUCGGCGCCCCGCCGCAGCAUCGUCGGCACCGGUGGUGGUCCCCGCCUGGCCCAGCUUCCUCAGCGACGGCACCGCGCGGUGGGAGGAAGCAGAGAAGGAGGUGGACGAGGAGGACGAGCGGUGGAUGCCGCCGCACGAAUACUUAGCCCGGGCCAAAGGGAGGAGCAGCUCGACGUCAGUGUUCGAAGGCACCGGCCGGAUGCUGAAGGGCCGUGACGUGAUCCGGGUUCGGGACGCGAUCUGGAGUCGGACCGGAUUCUACGGUUGA
Molecule: messenger RNA, 489 nt
Organism: Zingiber officinale
Lineage: Eukaryota; Viridiplantae; Streptophyta; Magnoliopsida; Zingiberales; Zingiberaceae
Exons: 1
Coding region: 1-489 (162 amino acids)
Source: RefSeq, a predicted model, not a curated record